AGUUCUUUUUAUUUACUAGUGCCGGACACGAUGGGCUGCAGACAGCGCGGUCGAUGCACCGACUCGCCGCACACGAUCCGACGACGACAUGGUGUUCAAAGCCAGUCGUAAAAUAAGUCGAAAACUUAAAACUAGAGUAUCACUUUUGCUAUUGGUCUGUUUAGCAAUGCCAGCGGCUGCAAAAGAUAACGAUUUAGACUUCACGGUCGUGCCCAUUACCUCGUUAACCAUAAGACACUGUGGUCAUAUUCUAAUAGCCGCGAACGCAAAAAACAACGAAAUAUACAUGUCUACGAAAUCCCGCAACCCAACCGAAGAAUCGAUAAACUUAAAUAGAAACAAUGACAUCAAAAUACUGAAAAGAGUGCGGACGCAGCUAAAAGUAGCUAGAAAUCAUUUUCGAAAUAACCGAGAAGUAAUCGCCCGGCUUUAUUCGGAUGUAAAGACCGUGAUGCAAACAAAUUAUCAUUACGAGUGGUUGCCCUCUCAGUCACUGGUUUGGUACAAGAAACACGUCAAAAAGCUUGACAAGGACACCAAGGUGUUUAUACUUUUGCCUGUGUUACGGGAUUCAUUGCACAAUUUUUCAGUAACGCUCGAACAAAUGCGAUUAUUCAACGAAACACAUUUUAUAUCCAAUUACACAAUAAGAAAACUUAUGUUAGACGAUCUAUCCAAACAUCUUAUCGCAGUGUUGUGCGAGGUGGAGGCGGCAAUGAUAAGCCUGAGCACGUGGCACAACAGGAAGAUGCCCGACGGGCCGAGGACCACGAUCGUCGGCGGCCCGGGCUGGGACCCUAAUCCCGACCACACGACCAUGAUGAUCCAGGACUGGGGUGUGUUGACCAUCUACUAUAGGUUCCUAAAGGACUGGCUGCACAUCAGCCGGAAAAUGGUCCAAGAUCAGGUGGAAAUGCACCAACGGUGGUCAGCCGUCUCAGUCAUCCCAGCCGUCUCAGACUCCGACGACAGCGACGACAAUGACGACUCCUCUGGCUCCACCGUCGACCGACUGCCACCUGCAACGCCCCUGUCGUCAUCGCUGUUAUCGUUAUCGCCACUGUCGUCAUCGCCAAUGCCGUGUAUCAGACACCGCAGAUGUGGUUCGUCCAAGUAUAAGAAGCGUCCCAAAAAGUCCGGCUCGGUCACGUAGUUACCGGUCCCCGAGGGAUUUGAACAACAAUUAUUAAUUAAUUACAAUUUUUUUUUAGGUCUGUACAUAUUACUAUAAUAUACCUAUAUUAUUUAUUUAUUAUUAUUUUUUUUUUUAGUACUUUUGUGACACAAUUUAUGUACUUUGCUGUUAACGAUCGCAAGUGAUUUGUAAAAGAGCUCUAUCGUAAUGAUACUCUUGCCUACUUUUUUUUUGUAUCUUCGAUUAGUAGCUAGCGUUUUGUAAGUCAUGCAAUAUAAACAUGAUCUAAAUUAUUAUUAUUAUUAUUACUAUUAUAUUACGAAUAAUUUUAUUACAUAAUAUAUUGCAUAUAUUUUUAUAUUCUAUGAACGAUUGAACAACAACAGACUGUUUUUUUUUAAUGCUUUGAAUGAAAAUAAUAUUAGUUUUGUGUAUGAACAUUUUAAUUUACUCAGCUCUGAUAGUAUUUAGGUGUGAUUUUUUUUAUUUUAUUUGUAAAACCAAUAUACUCGCACCGAAAUUAGCGAGCUCUAAUAAUCGAAUAAUAUUGAAGAUAGCCCAAUUUUUACCACCAAUAACUGUGGUAACUAUAAUAUUAUAAUAACAUGACAUUUCGAUAAAUUAAAAUUUUUUUUUUAUCCACGAA
Molecule: messenger RNA, 1781 nt
Organism: Myzus persicae (green peach aphid)
Lineage: Eukaryota; Metazoa; Arthropoda; Insecta; Hemiptera; Aphididae
Exons: 6
Coding region: 89-1153 (354 amino acids)
Source: RefSeq, a predicted model, not a curated record